AUGUCAAAAAAUAGAAUAUUUUAUGAUGAUAAUGAAAACCUUCCAUCACCCACCAAGGAAUUAAGAGACGUUCCAUUUUCUAGGGUGUCAAAAACUAUUGUAAAAGUGCCAGAGCUCAUUGAUUCAGGCACGUUGUCCACAUCUACCCGACAUCGUUCUGAUAUUUUUAGCGUGGAUGAGCUUGCUAGUUCACCAAAUAUCAGAGACAAAAAACCUGAAAACAGCGUGAAAAAAGGAA
Racocetra persica is the source of this 238-nucleotide messenger RNA. NCBI's taxonomy places the organism in Eukaryota, Fungi, Glomeromycota, Glomeromycetes, Diversisporales, Gigasporaceae. The record is from the annotation of a GenBank genome assembly.